GACUCUCCCGAGGCGGACGGGCUGCUCGGAGAGGACUGAGUCCCCUGCACGGCACCUCAGGUGCCUGCGGACGUCAGCUGGUCCUUCUGCGGUCAUCCCACGCCGAGCUUGGCCAGCACGCACGCCUCGCCUCGCAGGAGCCCGCAUAAAAGGCGCGUCCGGCCCAGGCUGGAAGCGGCCGUAGCCUUCGGCUGGACGAGGAUGGAGUGACCGGCGCGGUCCUGGCCACGCAGAACCAGCUCGACGCUCCUCGCCUGCUCUCGCAGCGGAGCCGAACCUCGUACGGCCGCUCCAGGAAAGGGCGCGCGGCGCCGGAAGCCGCUAUGGACAGCGGCGGCCCCGCAGGCAGCCACCUGAUCGCCAGCAACGAGCCCGCGCCACCGGUAGCCGCCACCCGAGACUCGAGCCAGGGACGGACCGGACCGGGGCCGGCGGGCCCAGGCGGCGGUGCGCGCUCGGGGGGCGGGAGGCCGGCGGCAGCAAACGCGGCGCGGGAGCGCAGCCGCGUGCAGACUCUGCGGCACGCCUUUCUGGAGCUGCAGCGCACGCUGCCGUCGGUGCCGCCGGACACCAAGCUGUCCAAGCUGGACGUGCUGCUACUGGCCACCACCUACAUCGCGCACCUCACUCGCAGCCUGCAGGACGACGCCGACGCACCGGCGGAUCCCGGACUGGGCGCCCUGCGCGGGGAUGGUUACCUACACCCUGUCAAGAAAUGGCCCAUGCGAUCAAGAUUGUACAUUGGUGCUACUGGUCAGUUUCUGAAGCAUUCUGUCUCUGGAGAAAAAAUAAAUCAUGACAAUAUUCCAACAGACUCACAGCCUUAGGCUCUCCCCUGAGGGAGGCUGGUAGAAAGUGAUGUCGUUGUUUUUAAAUGAUAUGAAAUAAUUCUAUAUUUAUUACAUCAAACCUAACAAACAUCAUUUCUGAAAGUUUACAUGUGAAUCCAUAGUUGGAUGUUCAGAUUUAUCUAAUCUAAAUAAAUGUGGAAUGAAAUAAUCAGUCUGGUAAAUAAUGUAAUAAUAAUAAUGUAAAACACACAGCUUAUCUAUUCAGUGUGAGAGAGUCACUACUAUAUAGUGCAGGAGAAACUAAUGGAAAAAAAGAAAGAGACAUAGGAAAGCAAAGAAUUGUGUAUGUAUCCAAAGAAUACACACAUUUUCUGUAGUAUAUCUGUCACAAACUGAAAAGCUAAUAUCUAUGUAUACAAUCUUCCUGGUUUAAAAAAAAUAAAAGCUGGGUUUGUAAAACACCAGUAUUUCACUUUUGUGAAAACCAGUCUGUGCUUAAUAUUGGUCUAAGAAGCCGUUCCACUUGGAAGGUCUCAGAUCAUUUAUUCAGUUUUAGCUGAAUAUGUGUGAAAAGACUGUUGAGGUAAUAUGACAAUGCAGCAACUUCUAUAACUAUUUUUCCCUCUUAGAAAACUUGGAGUAUUAGAAAUGGUUUGCUUCCUAGGCCAGGGCUUGGCCACCUUCCUAGAGUAUUAUUAAAUAUCUUAUUAUGUUUCCAAAUUGUGGAAGGCAUUGGAAAACCCUGCAGCCCUGUGUGAACAGCAGACGGGUGUCACUGGGCAGCAGGGUUUGUCACCCUCCCCCCUGGUCACUCUAUAUCCACCCCACUCUCUUUGAGGUCCCGGACUAGGUAAACAGGUGCAGCUGUAGCCCUGUAGAGAGAGUGGCACAUUCAGGCCUGUCAGGGGCCUCCAGCGAACCCCCGUGACCUUCACAGUCACAGCUUUGGCCAGGUCCCUUCUCCCCAUGUCAGUUGCUGUUCACAGUCUACCUACUUGGCCCUUAUGAAAUGGGAGAAAUCCUGUCUGAUUUGGGAAUUCUGGCGCUGAUCUGCACCUUGAGGGGGUCUGAGGACACAGAGUGGCCAUCCUGUGAUACAGGAUGCCCUGAUUUGGACCUACAAGCAAGGAAAGCCCUCUGCUAUGGGCCUCUCCCACUGCCCUGCACGUGAAGUGUCCAGGGAGCAGCUGUUCUGCCUGACUGAACCAGUGCUUUCAGUUUCGCCAGGAGCCUGGGGGGUCCUAGCUAUGAAGUGGAGACAUUUGUCAGGGAACACACUGAAUCUCAGAACAACAGGGUGCAACAGAGACACCUGGAAAAAAAAAAAAAUCAUCAGUCUCUUUUGUCAUGUCUUUGCUGAUUUAGAUUCCCUUUUAUC
Molecule: messenger RNA, 2169 nt
Organism: Aethalodelphis obliquidens (Pacific white-sided dolphin)
Lineage: Eukaryota; Metazoa; Chordata; Mammalia; Artiodactyla; Delphinidae
Gene: TCF24
Product: transcription factor 24
Exons: 3
Coding region: 324-827 (167 amino acids)
Biological process (GO): developmental process; regulation of transcription by RNA polymerase II
Molecular function (GO): DNA-binding transcription factor activity, RNA polymerase II-specific; RNA polymerase II transcription regulatory region sequence-specific DNA binding; protein dimerization activity
Source: RefSeq, a predicted model, not a curated record